Messenger RNA from Staurois parvus, 357 nucleotides. The record is from the annotation of a GenBank genome assembly. NCBI's taxonomy places the organism in Eukaryota, Metazoa, Chordata, Amphibia, Anura, Ranidae.
AUGCAGACUGCUUCUACAAACAUUUGUGAAAGAAUGGGUCACUCUCAGGAGCUCAAUGAAUUCAAGCGUGGUACUGUGAUAGGUUGCCACCUGUGCAAUAAGUCCAACUGUGAAAUUUCCUUGUUACUAAAUAUUCCACAGUAAACUGCUAGUGGUAUUAUAACAAAGUGGAAGCAACUGGGAACAACAGCAACUCAGCCACGAAGUGAGCGGGGUCAGCGCAUACUGAAGUGCACAGUGCGCAGAAGUCGCCAACUGUUUGCAGAGUCAAUAGCUAAAGACCUCUAAGCUUCAUGUGGUGUUCAGAUUAGCACAACAGUGUGUAGAGAGCUUCAUGGAAUGGGUUUCCAUGGCCAA